AUGGAGGCGCGGCAGGUGGGAUACAGAUUCAAGCCAACAGAGGAAGAACUCGUUGGUCAUUUCUUAAAAAGGAAGCUCGAAGGAGAAAAGGAAGAUCGUCCCGUUAUUCCUGAGAUAUACAUCCUUCGAGCAAAGGAAGAUCGUCCCGUUAUUCCUGAGAUAUACAUCUAUAACUGGGAGGCUGCGCAAUUAUUUACGCUAUAUGAUGGUAACUUAAGUUUAGUUCUUAGAGUUCUCUAUUUCCCUACUUUAUCAUGGUCGAGUAAACCAUCUUUGGUUGUAGCACUUUCAAAGGAAAAGUCAAAUGAACGCGAGUGUUACUGCUUCUGUGUCGGUGGUCGUCAGAGGACUACCGAGUUGGGAUAUUGGAAAGAGACGGGUCGAAAGCGAGAUAUCCCAGCAUCGUACACUGAUAAGCCAAUCGGGUUCAAGAGGAUUUUCGUUUACUAUGAAGGUCGACAACCAAGUGGCCGCAGGAGUGAUGUGGUCAAUCAUGAAUAUCAUCUAUAUUCAGAUGAUUCAAACAGUGAAAUUUCGGACCAGGUAAAUCCAGGAGUUAGUAUUCAAUCUGACCAUCCAAUGGAGAUGCCUAUUCCUGAUCAGUCUCUGUCAUGCAUUGAAGAAGAGUCAUUAUUAUAG
Molecule: messenger RNA, 639 nt
Organism: Eucalyptus grandis
Lineage: Eukaryota; Viridiplantae; Streptophyta; Magnoliopsida; Myrtales; Myrtaceae
Product: protein NTM1-like 9
Exons: 2
Coding region: 1-639 (212 amino acids)
Biological process (GO): regulation of DNA-templated transcription
Molecular function (GO): DNA binding
Source: RefSeq, a predicted model, not a curated record